AUAAAAUGCCGUAUGCCAACCAGCCUACUAUUAAAAUCCUGGAAUUAACGGAUGAGAACAUAAAGUUCAUCAUUGAGAAGACAGAUCUUUCCCUGGCUAAUACCAUCAGAAGGGUCUUCAUAGCGGAGGUGUGUACGCUAGCAAUAGACUGGGUGCAGAUUCAACAAAACACAUCAGUUCUCAUAGACGAGUUUAUAUCGCACAGAAUGGGCCUUAUUCCCCUGACUUCAGAUGAGAUCGUGGAUCAGCUUCACAAUUUUAGGGAUUGUUCAUGUGUUGACUACUGCAGAGACUGCUCAGUAGAGCUGACGUUAGACGUGCGGUGUAACGACGAGACUCCUCGUCACGUGACCACACGUGAUCUGAUCAGUAGUAAUCUGAAGUGUAUACCUGUUACCAGCCGUGUCAGGGACCACGAGCCUGAUGGUGAUACUAACCAGGACGAUAUUCUGAUCUGCAAACUGCGGCGAGGGCAGCAUCUCAAGAUGAAGAUGUACGCGAGGAAGGGGUUCGCAAAGGAACACACCAAGUGGAGUCCGUGUUCAGCUGUUGGUUUCGAGUACGAUCCCGACAAUGCUCUUAGGCACACGACCUAUCCAGUACCGUCUGACUGGCCCAAGAGUGACUACUCUGAACUGGAGGAAGACCAAACAGAGGCUCCCUUUGAAGUGUUUGGUAGACCGGAGAAGUUCUGGUUUAAUCUGGAGAGUAUCGGGUCUCUGAGACCAGAGAACAUCGUACUGACAGGAUUACAGGUCCUCAAGAAGAAGCUCACCGAUCUGCAGACUCAUUUUAAUAGUGAGGUGGCCAAGGAAGCUCUUUAUAUUGCUCCUUGAGAGUGGAGUGCUGUUUCAACAGGACUGUUAGUUAUGUUUCCCGACCUUCCGAAAUUUUUAUGAACAGAUUGUAUUUUAAUGGCAUAUUUUGGCGGUAAGUAAUACCAAUAAGUGCUGCACUGAGUGCCCAAUGCCCAUAAUAUACUAUGUCUAUUACUGACCGUUCGCGUUCCUCGACUAUAUAAAUUCCAUUUCAACUGGAUGCAAAAUGAGCGUUGUGUCCUUUCUUUCAAGUCGAUGAUAAUCAUUUUAGAAGACAUUUUCUAUAUUGUCUGGUUUUAAUUAUUCAUAAUUGAAUAUCUUACAAGAUCUAAUUUAUUCAGUAAUUGUAUUAUCUAUUUCAACCUCUUGAAGGCUCUAAUGUCAUCUAUUAUCUUUGAUUGCAAUGCUAAUUAUUCAAAAUGGCAGACUAUGAUAAGAAACUUUUGCAUUAUAUAUGACAAUUUGGAAUAAUUCUGAAGAAAUAAAAACUUAUUUUGCUU
Molecule: messenger RNA, 1318 nt
Organism: Bolinopsis microptera
Lineage: Eukaryota; Metazoa; Ctenophora; Tentaculata; Lobata; Bolinopsidae
Product: DNA-directed RNA polymerase II subunit RPB3-like
Exons: 5
Coding region: 6-836 (276 amino acids)
Biological process (GO): DNA-templated transcription
Cellular component (GO): RNA polymerase II, core complex
Molecular function (GO): protein dimerization activity
Source: RefSeq, a predicted model, not a curated record